Messenger RNA from Cucumis sativus (cucumber), 1378 nucleotides. RefSeq names its product pectinesterase. Gene Ontology annotation, biological process: cell wall modification. Lineage: Eukaryota; Viridiplantae; Streptophyta; Magnoliopsida; Cucurbitales; Cucurbitaceae. Bases 73 to 1242 code for a protein of 389 amino acids. The transcript is spliced from 3 exons. Gene Ontology annotation, molecular function: pectinesterase activity; pectinesterase inhibitor activity. The record is from RefSeq and is a predicted model, not a curated record.
ACCGCUGUUAUUUCUUAUCAACAAUCUUGUCUUGAUGGACUUGAGGAAUUUGAUCCUCAGCUUAAACAAAAGAUGCAAGAUGGUCUUGAUGUUGCUGGCAAGCUUACUAGUAAUGCUCUUGCUAUUGUUGGUGCUGUUUCUGAUAUUCUCAAAGAACUUGGCUUGCAAUUGAAGGUCCAACCGAGUGGUCGUAGGCUACUUGGAACAACAGAAGUAGAUAGUGACUCGUUCCCGACAUGGUUGACGGGAUCAGAUAGGAAGUUGUUGGCAGCAAAAAGAGGUGGUGUUCGAGUAAAACCGAACGUAGUGGUGGCUAAGGAUGGUAGUGGGCAAUACAAGACCAUUGGUGCUGCAUUAGCUGCAUACCCAAAGGCCCUAAAAGGAAGAUAUGUAAUCUACGUGAAAGCAGGGGUCUAUAAUGAACCCAUCAUUGUCACUAAAGACAUGAAAAAUAUUUUCAUGUAUGGAGAUGGCCCAAGAAAAACCAUUGUCACUGGUCGCAAAAGCAAUCGUGACGGGAUCACCACCCAAAACACCGCAUCUUUUGCUGCCAUUGGAGAAGGAUUUCUUUGCAAAUCCAUGGGAUUCACCAACACAGCUGGCCCUGAAGGCCAUCAAGCAGUAGCUCUCAGAGUCCAAUCCGACAGAUCUGCCUUCUUUAAUUGUAGAAUGGAUGGCUACCAAGACACUCUCUACGUACAAACCCACCGUCAAUUCUACCGCAAUUGUGUCAUAUCUGGUACCGUAGAUUUCAUCUUUGGCGACUCAAACACCAUCAUCCAAAACUCAUUGAUCAUUGUUCGUCGUCCCAUGGACAACCAACAAAACACUGUUACGGCCAAUGGUCGUGCAGAUAAAAAGGAAAUCUCUGGAUUGGUUAUCCAUAACUGCAGAAUCGUCCCAGAGCAGAAGCUAUUCGCUGAGAGGUUCAAGAUUCCAACAUUCUUGGGGAGACCAUGGAAGGAAUAUGCUAGAACAGUGAUCAUGGAGUCGACAUUGGGUGACUUUAUUCAGCCGGCUGGAUAUAUGCCUUGGUCUGGGAAUUUUGCAUUGGCAACUUGUUCGUAUUUCGAGUAUGGGAACAGAGGGCCUGGAGCUAACACUAAUAGGAGAGUGAGGUGGAAGGGAGUUAGAGUGAUAGGAAGAAAUGAAGCCAUGCAAUUCACUGCUGGACCUUUUCUUUUGGGAAAAGCUUGGCUUCCAGGCACCGGUGGACCUUACCUCUUAGGGCUCAAGAAUUAAAAACAUUGUAUUUUCAUUCUUUUGAAUCUCAUCUUGGAGCCAUGGUUUGCGCUCCAUAUUCAAUAUAGUGAUUUCAUAUUCAUUAUUUACUUUCAAAUUAUAUAUCACAGUGGUUACAAGGUGCCACCCAUUCAAA